This is a messenger RNA of Larimichthys crocea (large yellow croaker), 3888 nucleotides long. RefSeq names its product solute carrier family 16 member 5a (gene slc16a5a). NCBI's taxonomy places the organism in Eukaryota, Metazoa, Chordata, Actinopteri, Sciaenidae. Gene Ontology annotation, biological process: transmembrane transport; monocarboxylic acid transport. The coding region runs from base 332 to 1960 and encodes 542 amino acids. Gene Ontology annotation, molecular function: monocarboxylic acid transmembrane transporter activity. The record is from RefSeq and is a predicted model, not a curated record. The transcript is spliced from 5 exons. Gene Ontology annotation, cellular component: basolateral plasma membrane.
UUGUGGUAUAAGCCUGAGGCAGGCCGGGGCCUGCACAGCACAGCCCGCAUCCAUCGCUCCGAGGCAGGAGGACACGUUAAGAGUCUCCUCCCACCGCGGGUGGACGCUGGAGCUCCGUGACGAGGAGAGAGAGAGAGAGAGAGAGAGGGGGGAGACAGCCCGGCAGCAGCAGUCGCCUCUCAUGGGGAGUCAUCGAGGAGCGACUUGUGCGGAAUCAGCAUAAAGAAGGUGACCUGAAAGGAGGCAGCAGGUACAGUGUCAUGGGCCACACAAGUCACUACACACCCUGCAGAGCUAACACAGGAAUCUCACCCGAACAGCCGAGGAGAAAAUGACUCAGAGAAAUGGAAUCAGUGGGACAAGCGAUCGCUUCCUCCACUCCGAGGCCUCCGUGGUUUGCGAGGACGCCGAUGGUAAAAGCAUGGAGCAGGAGAGACCUCCAGAGGUCAACGACUGCGAAUCCGAGGAAGGGGGACGGGGAGGUGAACGCGAGGGCUCUGUGGCUGUAACGGGGCCAGUCACGGCUCCAGAUGGCGGUUGGGGCUGGGUGGUGCUGGUUGCCACCAUCAUGGUCCUGGCUUUGACCCUGGCGUUCCCGUCCUGUGUGGGAAUCUUCUACACCGACCUGCAGAAUGAGUUUCAUGCGUCCAACAGCGAAACGUCCUGGGUGCCCUCCAUCAUGACGUCAGUGCUCCAUGCAGGAGGUCCCUUCUGCAGCGUGCUGGUGGGGAGACUCGGUUGCCGAGCGACAGUCAUGUUGGGUGGAGUCCUGAGUGGGCUUGGAAUGGCUGCAAGUUCGUUUACCCAGUCCAUCGGCGAGCUCUACAUCACCGCCGGGGUUAUUACAGGUCUUGGUUUCUGCUUCAGCUUCCAACCAGCCGUGACGAUCCUCGGGCACUACUUUGUGCGUCGCCGUGCGUUUGCUAACGCCAUGUCGUCCACAGGCACCGCUUUGGGACUGUGCACUCUGCCCGUCCUCGGUCACUACCUCCACGGAGAGUUUGGCUGGAGGGGAAGUUUCCUCAUUUUGGGGGCUGUCCUGCUGAACUGCUGCGUGUGCGGCGCCGUGAUGAGGCCCCUCCAGCCCAACAGGGGCCGAGGUCAGCCGCUGAUGAACCACGGACCCCCUCCGCCGGAGGAGGAAGAUGCGAAGGAGGGGAAAGGGUGGGUGGGAAGGACGUGGAGCUUCCUGGUGGCUUCUUUGAGCGAACACAUGGCCUUUGAUCAGUUCUGCAACAACUCGCGUUACUGUGUGUACGCUAUAGGCAUCACCUGGAUGAUGCUCGGGUUUGUGGUGCCCUUGGUGUAUCUCGUUCCGUACGCCACAGCAAACAACAUGGAGCAGGGCCGGGCCGCGAUGCUGCUCUCCAUCCUGGGUGUCGUCAACAUCGUGGUGAGGCCGCCGUUUGGCAUCAUCUUCAACAUGCCCUGGUUCAAAGGGCGUCAUGUUUACGUGUUCGCCUCGGCUCUGCUGGUCAACGGGCUGAGCAACAGCAUCUGCUGCAUCGGGCCCAGCUUCACUGUACUGCUGACAUAUGUGGCCGUCUACGGGUUGUCCAUGAGCGUGGUGGGCUCCCUGAUGUUCACCGUCCUCAUGGAUAUAGUGGAGAUGAGCCGCUUCCCCUCGGCUCUGGGUCUGCUCGCUAUCAUGGAGAGCAUCACGCUGCUCAUUGGACCUCCACUGGCAGGAGUCCUGGUUGACAGGACGGGCCAGUACUACCACGUCUUCUUUGCCUGCAGUGCCGUCGUUGCCUCGUCCGCCGUGUUCCUCAUGGUGUCUUUUUGGUGGCUGGAUAAAAGGGACAAGAAGUGGUCGAAGCCGUGUCAACCGGCCUCACAGCCUGAACCAGCCAGAUCUGCUAUAAAUAUCGUCCCCGGCUGUCAGUACAGCAGCGUGCCCACGGAGGGAGACAAAGACAAGGCCUCGUCUAACGGCGCCGAGCAUGUCGCCAGCGUCUGAACCUGCUUACACCGUGCGCCCUUCUUUAACACACAGACAGCUUUCACCUCCUCACCUUUACCUAAACUGACCCGGAGCGUCCUCGUGUGAUGGACCCUUCGCCAUCUGGCACGCCAUAAAAAGCCAAAACAAACACUGUCAGUACUUUGCACUGUUUGAUCGAGGUCAGACUCGAUCCCACGUACCAAAAUUAAGAGAUGUGCACUUACAACUACAAUGUGAUUGUACUGUUUAUCGUAAAAAUGCUGCUGAUCACACAAUCUAAAUAUAUAUCUAUAUAUAUAUACAUAUAUUUGAGGUAUCUCACUUUAUCAAGCCAACAGACAUCCAUGAUCCUUCGUUAAAGAAAUCUCUCUAGAUGUUGCUGCAGUGGUGUGUUUAAUGGUGUAUCAGCAUAUGAUAUGGUCUGAGUAGAAUAAUGAGACGGUAGCCUGAGUGCUUGUAAUCAAAUACAAAGAAUAUUUAGUCGUAACAUCAAAGUGAGGAACACACAGAGCGAGGAGAAAGCUGGUAUUUAUUCUGGAUUAAGGUUUCCUUUUGUCAACAAAUCUUAAAAGACCAAAACCAACAAAGCGUUAUCACGUCCAGAUUAACACAGCCGAUCAAAUCAGCUGUUCCCAUCGUGCACAGAGCAAACCAAACACUUCAUUCCCACACUCACCAUUCUGAAUCAAUGAUCGGUCGAUUGUUCCUUCCCAACUUAUGUAGGAAUGUUUACCUUGAUGCUGAUCAACAGUGCCUCAACCAGUAACAGUAUAAAGAAUGGACACAGUGACCUCACCCACAGGUUUUCGGGUGUAGUUGUUGUUGGUUGCACCGCCUCUUCUGCCGCCCGUGGACCUGAGGCGGGCUGAAUGAAACGAGCAAUCUGUAACCCACUGUUAAUUAUGCAUAACUUUAAUUAAGCGUUAAUAUAAUGUGAACCAGUGGGUUAAACAAAAUAAUCACAAUUACACUUUUAUGUUACCACUCAAGGAGUUAUGCAAACAGCUGAGAUACGGCAUCAUGCCAUGACACAAACCUACUAAAGAUGUAAAUCUUUAAAAACAGCUGGUUACUCUAGUUUGUAUCAAAGUGAAAUAGUGUUUUCCGCUGUGGAUUAAUCCACAUUUGGUGAUCUAGUGAGUAUUUACAGCCUAUUUCAGUAUUUCCAAAUAAAGUAAAGCAACACUGGACAACAGAAAGACGACACAUCAGGUUUUGGAUGCAUGUGAUACGUCGUCGUCGUAGGAUGCAUUCAUUGUUGGUUUUGGUUUUUUGGUGGGAUACUAAAACUACGAUACUGAAGACUCGUUAGAGAGGUGUUUUCAUUUCAUUAUCUCUAAGAAGCCAAUUAAACACAGCAUACUGAGCAUAUUACACCGAUGUAAGAGUUACUGUAGAUCACUGAUGGAGGAUAAAAGGUUGAUUCUGUUUGUCUCUCACUGUCACAUGUAGAAAAUUAAUAUGUACUGUACAGUGAAUCCUGAUUUUUGUGUUUUGCAAGCUCCUUAAUGGAACAGUGCCUUUUUAUAUAUAACUCGUAUAUUUCUAUACAUAUAACACCGAACCCUUUCAGGGAGACAGAAACACGUGAUUUCAUGUCAGGGCUGAAACCUUUUCACGGGAGGAAUAUUCAGCAGCUGAAACGUUUUAUGACACUUUAACUGAGUUUACCUUCGUGUGACUCGACUGUCACACGGCCAGUACACGUUUGAACAAAGCUAUAAUAUGUCACAUGUGACUGGAAAAUGAAAUAUAUACAUUAAAUAUACAUGGCAGGUAUGAGCUGUACUGCAGUAAAACACGUAAGCAGCUUCUCAGCGAUGAGAGGAUUUAUUAGUAACUUUCUGAGGCUUUUUCUUGCUUUGGGCCAAAUUCUACUUUUAUUAUAGAUUCUUUAUUUAUACAUUAUGAUCAGGGUAAAAAAAAUAAAUGUUUGACUAUCA